AUGGAAGCAAACCGAAAGAGAAACCGAGGACUUUUGAAAGGAAAGCUAUCACCUCUCUUUAGAACAUCAAAACCUUCAACAACAACAUUAGAAUUCACAACAACCAACGUUAAACCAAAUCACUCUUCACCUUCCCCUGCCUCUCAUGUUGUUGUAGUCCACAAAGAGUAUGCAAAGCCAAGCCCAAAAGUUUCCAUUGUGGUAACAGAUUGUUGGAGUGACAAUUUUCCAACGGAUGAAAGUGUUGACAUGAAAGCUUCAAUUUAUAUAUCUAUGGUUCAACAACGUUUGAAAGAUGAACAAAAACAAGUUCAUGAGAAUUGA
Messenger RNA from Lathyrus sativus (Indian pea), 324 nucleotides. Lineage: Eukaryota; Viridiplantae; Streptophyta; Magnoliopsida; Fabales; Fabaceae. The record is from the annotation of a GenBank genome assembly.